CAAGUCAUAAGAGUUGGACCCUAGAAGCGUCAUCUUCUUCGCUUGUUAUUUCAGCUCAACGCUCUCUGCCCAACUUUUCUGUCAAGGGCAAAGUCCAAAAAGAUCUCUUCUUCUUCUUUUCAGUUUGAUUCUUUCAGCAUUUAUAAAGUCCUCAAAGUGGACUUUAUCUCCUUCGAAUUAUAUUCCAACUUGUAUCUUCAUUUUCCUUAAUCCUAAAACCCACCUUCCCAAGUCGCAUUCGAUUGCCUCUCUUGAUUUAUGAAUUUAAAGCCCCAUUUUGUGAUCUGUGGUUUCCUUAAUUUCCUUCCAUUUCUCUAUAUUUGUUUGAUUGCUUUCUUUCCUUGCUAAAUCCUAUCUGGGUUUCCUUCUAUUGCUCCAGAAACAAAAUCCCAUAUCAGUCUGCAAUUUUGGACGCGUCGUUGAACAGAAGCGGAUUGAGUGUUAUUCUUUCUAUUUUUUUUAUCAAGGUUUUACCUGAACUCUCGUUUGGGUAUCCCUCAUUUUCCCCAGGAAACAGAAUCUCACUUCGAGUCUGCAAUUCUUUACUGCUUCCUUUUAUAGUUGGAUCUUACUUUUUUUGCUCUGUAAAAGUACAAAAAUCAAAUCUUUUUUUUUGUUGCUGAAUUUCACUCAAAUUCUCAUCUUAGUUACUCUCAUUUGCCAAAAAAUAAAAAAAUAAAAAGCAGUCCUAUUUUUUUUUUGCGAGUCAUGGACAAACCCGGGAUUGAUGAAUCAACAGUCAUGGCAAUAACUGGGAAGAUCAUGGCCAUCGCCGUAAUAAUUCUCUUCUUAGUGGUGGUCUUCGUGCUUUUCCUUCAUCUUUAUGCUAAAUGGUUCUGGUGGCGCGUCGAAGAACCAACUCCCCCGUCUUCUUCACGCCGCCGUCGUCGUUUCGUGUUUGCUCCGGGACAAGAGACUGCUCAUCCUCUGUGUGCAACGAAAGGCCUUGAUUCCGCAAUCCUUGCUUCCCUUCCCGUACUAAUGUUCACCCAAGAAGAGUUCAAGGAAGGACUCGAAUGUGCCGUUUGCUUGUGUGAGGUUGUGGAAGGAGAGAAAGCGAGGCUGCUUCCAAAAUGCAACCAUGGCUUCCAUGUUGAAUGCAUCGACAUGUGGUUUAAAUCACACUCCACUUGUCCUCUUUGUAGAAAUUCUGUUGUUGCUAUCGAGGGUGAGAAUUCAAGUUCUGCCAUGUCAGGGGAUGAUGGUCAUAUUCAGUCUCCAAAUGAUGGUUUGGGUUCUGGGUAUUCGACAGAUUCUCCUAGUUUCCCUACAAAUGUGUUGUUUUGGGGUGAUCAUCAAGGCCAGGUUAGCAGCGGUGGUGCCAACUUGGAAGAGGGUUCAUCUGCAUCUGCAUCUGCUUCGUCCUCAGCUUCGUCUUCAAUGGCAUCCGGUAGUGGCAGGCAAGAAGGCAUGCUGGUGAUUGAUGUUCCAAUAAGUGUGAACGAGAAUUUCCCAGAGGAGGAAUCAAAGUCACCAAUGCCAACAAGAUUGAGGUCUUUGAAGAGGCUUUUAAGCAGGGAAAAAAAGAUGGUACCUAGUAGUUCAGGAACCAGUGGUUCCGUUGAUGUUUAAAGUUAUAAAUUAAACAAGCUGAGUAUCAGAAAUGGCUGGAGAUUAUCAAAUUGGAAUCAAGUCAACCAUUCCUAGAGAAUUGUGUUGGUCUCUUGGGAACCACUUGUAUAUAGAUCAAAAACAAUUUCUUCUUUCGGUGAAGUCUUCGUUUUAGUUUGGAUUUUUCUACUGUAAAGCUAUUAAUUCAAUU
Hibiscus syriacus is the source of this 1762-nucleotide messenger RNA. RefSeq names its product RING-H2 finger protein ATL3-like. The coding region runs from base 709 to 1572 and encodes 287 amino acids. The transcript has 2 exons. The record is from RefSeq and is a predicted model, not a curated record. NCBI's taxonomy places the organism in Eukaryota, Viridiplantae, Streptophyta, Magnoliopsida, Malvales, Malvaceae.